UCGAAUCACGAUUGCCGACUGAUAAAAACGCUCUCGGAAAACAAUUGUGUGCUCAGACGGUUCGACUGUUUUGGUUCGAGAUGAGUACCAGGUGCUUGUUGGCUGCGAUUGUUCUUCUGGGGUUGGCCUGUGUAGUAGCUUCCCAGAAGCCUUUACUUUGUUACUAUGGAAGUUGGGCCUAUUACCGUUCCGGGCGAGGCCAAUUCAACGUCGAAGAUAUUAAUCCAUGGUUGUGUAGUCAUGUUAUAUACUCGUUCCUUGGAAUAAACGAAGAUGGAAGUAUUGCUGUACGAGAUCCUUGGCUGGAUUUAGAUUUGGGAAAUUUCCGGAGGUUCAAUGAAUUGAAACAUUCGAAUCCAAAUUUGAAAACUCUGGCCGCAAUUGGUGGGUACAGCGAAGGCUCGGAAACGUUUUCCAGAGUUGCUGCUAAUCCGGACCUGAGAUGGCGGUUUGCCGAGUCUGCGAGAGAUUUUUGUUUCCAACACGGAUUUGAUGGUGUAGAUAUCGAUUGGGAAUAUCCUGGACAGCGUGGCGGAGAUCCGUACAACGAUAGGGCCAAUUUUGUGCAUAUGCUUUCCAAUCUCCGGCAGGUACUUUCCGCUAGCGGAUUGAUGUUGACUGCUGCUGUUGGUGCACCCCAACAUCUUGCGGAAAUAUCCUACGAUAUUCCUGCGAUUUCACAGCAUCUAGAUUUUAUCAAUUUGAUGACUUACGACUAUAAUGGUGCAUGGAAUGAUUUUACUGGGCACAACGCACCGCUUUUUGAUGGUCCUUCGGAUGCCAACGACUUUCAAAGAACAUUGAAUGUGCAUCACAGUGUCAUGUAUUGGCUUCAGCAGGGAGCACCACACAAUAAACUGAUUGUGGGGAUUCCAAUCUAUGGCAGGACAUUUACUUUGCAGAAUUCCGGUAACUAUUGGCUCCGCGCUGCUUCCAGUGGGCCAGGCCAUGCUGGAUCGUAUACCAAUGAAGCUGGAUCACUGGCGUAUUUUGAAAUAUGUCCAUUCUUCACUCGAAAAUGGGUACGCCAUUGGGAGGAUAACCAGAAAAUUCCUUUUGGAGUCACUGGAGAUCAGUGGAUUGGAUACGAUGAUGUGGAUACUUCAUAUAUUAAGUGCGGUUAUAUACAUCAACACGGUUUGGCUGGCGGUAUGGUGUGGUCAAUUGAGCAGGAUGAUUUCCAUGGUUAUUGUGGGUCGCGAUAUCCGAUUAUGACUGUUCUUCGCAACUGUUUGUAAUGGUCUUGGCGGGAAAUUGAAUGAAUAAAUUGAAUGUGACAUCAUAUCUUCUGUGGCAAAUUAUUAAAAGAAUCUGGUUUAGAUUGAAUGCUGAUUGGUUGUUUAGGGCUUCUCAAUCAUCAAAAUGCUUUUGAAAUCCAUGAAUGACAUGAGCUUUGCAGGAUUCAUGUUGGUAUCAUGAUUAGUUUAGGUUCUUCAUGCGUAAUGGCAAAUAAUUAAACCAUAUCUCUGGAACUGGAAUUCCGAUCCUAAAUAGAAUAAUUUA
This is a messenger RNA of Topomyia yanbarensis, 1503 nucleotides long. RefSeq names its product chitinase-3-like protein 1. The coding region runs from base 81 to 1238 and encodes 385 amino acids. Gene Ontology annotation, biological process: chitin catabolic process; carbohydrate metabolic process. The record is from RefSeq and is a predicted model, not a curated record. The transcript has 4 exons. Lineage: Eukaryota; Metazoa; Arthropoda; Insecta; Diptera; Culicidae. Gene Ontology annotation, cellular component: extracellular region. Gene Ontology annotation, molecular function: chitin binding; chitinase activity.